AUUACCCUCUCUGUAAGAAGAUUGCUCCAGAAUUGAUCGCAGCAGCAGACGAAGCAAUGCUAGCGAGGAAGCAGCAAACAUAUACUCUAUUAAUAGAUGAUGGAGACGAAGCGGUUAAGGAGAAAAAACCUUCAAAGUCAGAUAAUAAGCGCAAGAAAAGGUUUAGAAAGACUGAUGAAGAGGAGGAGGUGCCUGUUGUUAGAGAGGUUAGAAGAAAGGUUGAUGAUGAUGCUUCUGAGUCAGAAGAGGAAAGAGUGCGUCACCAAAAGGAGAGACAAGAACUCGAGCAGCAUUUAAGAGAUCUUGAUACUUUCAGGUAUCAUGUAGUUGUAGCGUCAGGGGCUAAGUGUUACAUUAUAUAUUCCUGA
This is a messenger RNA of Brassica oleracea var. oleracea, 368 nucleotides long. RefSeq lists its product as uncharacterized. The record is from RefSeq and is a predicted model, not a curated record. The transcript has 3 exons. NCBI's taxonomy places the organism in Eukaryota, Viridiplantae, Streptophyta, Magnoliopsida, Brassicales, Brassicaceae. The coding region runs from base 57 to 368 and encodes 103 amino acids.